ACACACACAGUAAUGAACACAUGUUGUACUCCUCAGACCUCAGCGCAGGUUUGAUCCUGACACACACUCUCAGCUUUUCGCUUUUGUUCUUUUUCUUUUGAGACUGUUCCUCUGUACUUUUUGGGACCGUCUUGGUUUCUCUCCCCGGGUUUCCCCAAAUCGGUUCUCUCUCCUGGGUUCUGUUGUCUCUCUCUAGAGAACUUUUCCACACUUUUCUGUCUUUUUCUCCUGCGUGGUGUCUCUGCUCCUGGCUAUGCACCAUGUUGUCCUCUCCUGCGGUCAUCCUGCAGCCGUAUGGUCUCCCCGUGUACCCACAAACCUCCUGCUACCCCAGCCUUGUGCAGGGUGCUCCUGCUCAGGAGGCGGGGCCAGGGAGCAGUGACCCUGCCCUUACCCAGGUCUACGCCGCACCCCCUUCGUAUCCACCACCCGGACAGGCCCCGCCCACACCCGCAGCCAGACUCCCGCCUCUUGAUUUUAGCUCCGCCCACUCCAGCUCUGAUUACCCAGACCACCAUCAGCUCCGAGUGUAUCAGAGCGCUCAGCACGAGGGGGCGGAGCCUAUACCUGCCAAUAACACGGACGAAGGUCUGGCCCCAGUGACCUCUGACCCCCAGCCUCUGAACGUCCCCCUGGCGACGGGGGGAGCAGGAAGUGGCAGCGAGGAAGAGGGGUCUGGGAAAGCCCAACCCAAACGCCUUCAUGUCUCCAAUAUUCCCUUCAGAUUCCGUGAUCCUGACCUGAGACAGAUGUUCGGGCAAUUUGGCAAAAUCCUGGACGUAGAGAUCAUCUUCAAUGAGAGAGGGUCAAAGGGUUUUGGCUUCGUGACGUUUGAGAACGCGGCAGAAGCCGAUCGAGCCCGAGAGAAACUCAACGGGACGAUCGUGGAGGGGAGAAAGAUCGAGGUGAACAACGCCACGGCCAGGGUGGUGACGAAGAAACCGCAGACUCCGAUCGUUAACGCUGCAGGAUGGAAGAUUAACCCCAUGAUGGGAGCCAUGUACGCUCCAGAACUCUACACCGUUGCCAGCUUUCCUUAUCCCGUUCCCACGGCAACACUGGCUUACAGAGGCUCCGCCCUGAGGGGGCGUGGUCGAGCGGUGUAUAAUACCAUCCGCUCGGCGGCGGCGGCAGCGGCCACGCCCACUGCUGUUCCGGCCUAUCCAGGGGUGGUCUAUCAGGAUGGACUAUACGGAACUGAAGUCUAUGGAGGAUAUCCUGCUGCUUACAGAGUGGCUCAGUCCCCUUCAGCCACAGCUACGGCCACGUACAGUGAUGGUUACGGGAGACUGUACACCACCGACCCCUACCAUCACUCCGUAGGUCCGACCACCACAUACGGAGUCAGCACUAUGGCCAGUCUGUAUCGAGGAGGCUACAACCGCUUCACCCCAUACUGACCUCCGUACUGACCCCACACUAAUUUCCUGGAUGAUCAACUGGGCGGAGCUUCACUCAGCCAAUGAACUGAAGAGCCUGAAAGAAGCCACACCCACACUGACCUCAUACAUGGUGCUCACAAUGCUCACAGUGUCGUAGUUAGCGUUACGCUAAUAAGAGUUAAAUACUGCUGGCUGGUUAGUCUCACCGUUUUAUUAUUAUUAUUAUUAUUAUUAUUAUUAUUAUUAUUAUUAUUAUUACUUUUCUUACGAUUAGCAACACCAGCGGUACGCUAACACGCUAAUGACCCCGCCCGGCUCCUGCGCGUGUUGAUCAGGAACGUGUGUGUGAUUACGGUGUGCUGUUCGCAGGUACGUGCUGAUAUGUUCGUACACUAAUCUACGAUAUUAUUACGAUAAAAAAAACGUCUGCAUUUAGCUCUUCGAGGAACAGAAUUAUAUUUGAAACAGUGACGAGACAGAUGUCACGGAAGUGGGCGGAGCUUAAGUAAAACUUAAGUGAAAGCAGCCAGUCGAAGGAGUUCAAACGGCAUCGGCUUAACAGUCCGUGUAAUUACACAAAAUAACACUACAGCUAAGCUUGUGAUUGGCUGGGCAAGUGUGAGUUAAGCUCCGCCCACCACAGUAUCGAGUGCUAAACAUCACAGGAUGUCGUAGAAGUGAUUAUCAGUACGUACCUAGCGCUUAGUGAAUAUAUGAAUUAUUUUUGUAGAUCAUUGUAAUAUUGAUGUGCAGUGCAGUGCAGUGUGUGUGUGUGUGUGUGUGUAAGUUACAGUACGAUGCUAAACUGUGAGCUUCACUGAAGAGUGCGCAGGUGCAGGUGACUCAGUGUUUCUUCCUCCUCACUGUGUGUGUGUGUGUGUGUGUGUGUGUUCUACCUCAGUGCUGAUGUUCCUCAGGGGUGUGACGAUAUAAAUCAGUAUCACGAUACGCCGAUCUGCUACACAGAUAUCGUUAGCAUGAUGACGCACUGGACACUCCACUCUGAGCUGGAUGUGAUGUUGUGAUACUGAUAUCGGGUGCUGGAUAAUGAUAUUGAUAAUGAGUAUUUAUUAAUCACGUAUACAUUACAGUACAGUGAAAUUCUUUUCUUCACAUAUCCCAGCAUGUUAGGAAGUUGGGGUCAGAGUGCAGGGUCAGCCAUGAUACAGCGCCCCCUGGAGCAGAGAGGGUUAAGGGCCUUGCUCAAGGGCCCAACAGUGGCAGCUUGGCCUCGCUGGGGUUUGAACCCCAGUAUCCGAGUAAAGUAUCCGAUCAGUAACCCAGAGCCUUAACCAUCAAGCCACCACUGCACCACUGGAUGUUUACUGUAACGUGAAAGUAUCGUAUCAUAUCAUAUCGUAUCGUAUCGUCGCAGCCCUGAACUCUCAGAAUCACUGUUUAUGUUUUAGAGAAACUCUUCAAACUUUUGUUUGUUUACUGGAUAAAUCUCACAAGCACACGGCUAAACUUACUCACAACUUACACACUCUGCUUACACACACACACACACUCAAUGCACACAGAUACCACACACAUACACACUCCACACACACAAACACCAGACGUACACACUCCAUACACACAAACAUCACACAUACACACUCCACACACACAAACACCACACAUACACACUCCACACACACAAACACCACACAUACACACUCCACACACACACAAACACCACACAUACACACUCCACACACUCUUCAAGUGCACUUUGAACUGAGGCUCCGUCUCAAAUCCUUCAUUUUGUUCUUCCACUAUACAGUAUUUAAGAGCUUGUGUAUUAAAAAUAUGAUGACCCCACCCCUCUGUUGGCCACGCCCAUUCGAGUGCCCCAUUAUGCUUCCACUAUGCGUCCAACACCAGUUCAAUUUCUGGUUGGUUCUAAAAGAAAAGAAAAAAAAAAAAAAGCAGUCUCGCUUAUGUGCAGUAUGUAAAACACUCUCUCUGGGAAGUAAUCAAUCCCAUGAUGCACUGCAGAGCCGUCUCUUUAACUGCAUAUUAUUAUUAUUAUUAUUAUUAUUCACACACGGUGUGAUUACUUUUAAAAUCCUGAGCCCCAAAACAGCAUUAAGUGUGUGUGUGUGUGUGUGUGAGACCUGUCCUCUAUGAUUUAUCCUCCUUUUUUCACUUCUUUCUUUUCUAAUGAGCCUUUGAACUCGUCUGUCUGUUUUUUUAAACAGUUGUCUAAUUUAUUUAUUAAUCACUUUUUUCUCUUCCUCCUUUUUUCUGUCAUUUGUGCUGAAAUCUCUCUCUCUCUCUCCAUUCCUCCGUCUGCUGCUGUCCUUCCUUUUGUUCUCUGUUCCUCUUUCCCAUCUGCACGUGGCGUGACGUGAGACGUCCCUGUGAAAGACUGAGUGACCGUUGUGUGUUAUAGCAGGUUAUAAGGAGCGGUGUGUAAUAUUCGGCACGCGGCUGUGUCCCAAACGCUGUAAGAGAAGUGCACUUAACCCCAUAAUGUUCCCUCGUUCCACUCCUUCAGCGCUCUCGCUCUCGCCACACGCUUAUAUCAACAUUAUUCCUUCUUUCAUUCUUUCUAAACUACCUUAGUGAUCUCUCCAUCUGUUCUUUCCUCUCAUGAUCUGACCUGUGCAUCUAUCCGUUCUCUGUCCUCUUUUUCCUUCUGUCACUAUUGUGUUCUUCUCUCUUUCUUUAUUCUCUCACUCCAUCUCCUAAAAUGCUUUAGCACUCACUCUAUUUUAUUAUUUUUAUUUCCUUUCUUUUCUUUGCAUGAUGUGAUCUGUACAUCUAUCUGUCCUCUUUUUCUUUCGUACAUUCUGUUUUCUUUCCUCUCGUCCUUUGUCAUCUGAUGCAUGUCUUCUUCCUUCCGUUUCUCUUGUUUUUAAACUCCUUUCUGAUCCAUGAGUUCUUCUGCUGUUCUUUUCUCUGCUCAGGUCGUCCUUUCAGCUUUUCCACUUUGUUCAGAUCUCUCUAUAUACACUUCUACUCUCUCUCUCUCUCUCUCUCUCUCUCUCUCUCUCUCUCUCUCUCUCUCAUGUUUAUAUUUACACGUUACACACACACACUCAGUUUAUCUGUAAAUAAAGCAAAAGAAACAGUGAGUAAAGCUUGCACUUUUGAUAUUCGUGUUCAUUUGUAAAUUCCCCAGCUCCUGAUUUCACUCAUCUCUCUCUCACCGCUCCCACCGCUCUCCCCUUUCUCUCACCGCUCUCCCCUUUCUCUCACCGCUCUCUCCAUUUCUCUCAUCACUCUCUCGCCACUCUCACGCCUCUUUCCUCAGCUCUAUCAUUUUCUUUUGAUCGUUCAUUCUUUCUUGCUUUCAGUCUUUCCUUUCACUUUCAAGUCUGACUAAUAAUCUCUUCCUUUCUUCUUUUCUUACUCUUCUGUGUGUACUUUUUAUCUGUUAAAUCCAUCAAUUUCUCUCUCUUCUCCUCCUCCUUCGUGUUUCAAUCUCUCCUUAAUCUUUCCUUUCUUUCUCUUCCUAUCCCGCGGCUUUACGGACUGAGCUUUCACUCUUAUCAUCUACAGCUUUUCAUCCUUCCUCAUUUUCUUUCUGAUGCUACUGUGUUUUCUCUCUACCACGCAGUCCCUCUCUCUGUCUUUCUUUCUUCUGUACUUCUACUUUAUUCUCUCAGUCCCUCCAGGAUUUCACGAUCGCAGUAACGAACGUAAAAUCAAGGAAAUGCCGCGAUCUUCGGACGAGCUGCGAUUUUUAAAAAAUGACCUCAGAUCCGGGCCGAGACACGUCACGUGACGUCAUGACACGCAUUCAGCCAGAGCGCUCUUCCAUUCACGUGCGUCGAACACGAGUACAGCGAGACGGUCUCGUUUACCAGCAGACAUCACUGCGAAAGCGUGCAGGACUUUUUCAUGCGACUGCGAUUUCAGCAGUUCCACGAGUUCUCUGCAAAAAAGCACAAAAAAACUCCACAAGCUGCAUCACAGAUUUUUGAAAAAAGCCGCAACAGAAUCAAAUUUUUUUUUUUUUACCGAAACGAUCACGAAAACCUCCCCGAGACCCCGCACACACCGAAUUCCUUCUCUCUUUCUUUUCUUUCAUUCUCCCCUGGCUCUGUUGUUUUUUUCUCUUUACUCCUCUCAGGCCUGGUUUCUCUUUGCAUGCGCUGAUCUGUUCAUCUCUCUGCUCUUUCCUUCCUUCCCUUCUUCCUGUCGUUAUUUCGCUCUAGAAAACACUUUCUUUCCUUAUUCCUGUCGUUAUUUCGCUCUAGAAAACACUUUCCUUUCCUUCUUCCUGUCGUUAUUUCGCUCUAGAAAACACUUUCCUUCCUUCUUCCUGUCGUUAUUUCGCUCUAGAAAACACUUUCCUUUCCUUCUUCCUGUCGUUAUUUCGCUCUAGAAAACACUUUCCUUCUUCCUUCCUUUCGUUAUUUCGCUCUAGAAAACACUUUCCUUUCCUUCUUCCUUUCGUUAUUUCACUUUAGAAAACACUUUCUUUCUUCCUUUCUUUCGUUAUUUCGCUCUAGAAAACACUUCCCUUCCCUUGCUCAGGCUGCUCUGUUGCUUUUCUCCUCAUUCUCUUCCUCUUGUUCUUCAGUGAACUGAAAUGCUCUCGUUCCUCCUUUACUUCAUUUUGCACUUUAACACGUCUUCUUUUUAUCUUUCAAAUCUAUGCCUCUCUCUCCAUCUCUCCUCCUCCUCCUGUUUAUUCUCUUUUCUGUCUUUCUUUCUCUUUCCAUCCAGUUGCUUUACUGUUUAUUAUUUCAGUGUGGAGAAACUCUUAUCCUGUUUCUUUAUUCUUUUUUUUCUUCAUUAAUUUUUCAUGAGCUGCUGCUGUUGUACCCGAGUCACCUGUAUCCCAUGCGCCGUGUGUGUGUGUGUGUGUGUGUGUGUGUGUGUGUGUCACAGUGUGUAUUAUUUGAAUAAAGAGAUGUAUAAUUGUUCA
Messenger RNA from Ictalurus punctatus (channel catfish), 6249 nucleotides. RefSeq names its product RNA binding fox-1 homolog 1, like (gene rbfox1l). Gene Ontology annotation, cellular component: cytoplasm; nucleus. Gene Ontology annotation, molecular function: mRNA binding. The transcript has 12 exons. The coding region runs from base 261 to 1400 and encodes 379 amino acids. NCBI's taxonomy places the organism in Eukaryota, Metazoa, Chordata, Actinopteri, Siluriformes, Ictaluridae. The record is from RefSeq and is a predicted model, not a curated record. Gene Ontology annotation, biological process: regulation of alternative mRNA splicing, via spliceosome; nervous system development.